AUGGCAUCCAACACCGCGCUCGAUGCCAAGAAGGCCGGCAGGCGGGUCGAGGCAUUCGCAGCUGUCCAGUUCCGAAAUGCCUUUCCCAAUCUCGAGCAGAGUGUACUCGAGAGCAUCACUCGCGAGGCAGUCACCAAGGCCUGCGACCAAAUUGUUCAGCAACAUGAGGCGAUGGAGGCAUCGAAGGCUCGCCAGAAUCUCCUCGACCUACCUGCUGAAGUUCGAAAUCGCAUCUACGAAUACGUUCUAGCACCCGGUGGACGGGAGAUGAGGACUGUUGAACUUCGCCCUAGAAGCACUUGGAGAGGCGUCUCACAAGUCAUGGGCCGCGCGAGCUUCGCAUCAGAGCCGUCACAGAAUCAACCAUUGUUUUCAACAGCAUCACAGAAGACUCCAGCUCUCUGCAGGGUCUCGACUCCAGUGCGACUGGAGACGCUGCCCAUGUAUUACGCCAACACUUCGUUCAUCCUGCACCUCGUUAUCGACAUUCCCUUCCAUGAGCAACCCAAGGUGUGCUCCUCGAUCGAGCACUGGCUGGCAGCCAUCGGCAAAACCAGCGUGCAGCUGGUGAGAAGCGUACAAGUCAUCAUCGCAAGAAACUCCAACGCAUCGCAGAGCUACAAUCAUGAGGAGAUCAUGCAAGGCCUCGGUAGUAGACUUCAAGGCCUACACGACAGAUAUGUAGAUAUCAGAAUCGCCAAAGGUCCUUUGGACUGA
Fulvia fulva is the source of this 717-nucleotide messenger RNA. RefSeq lists its product as uncharacterized. The transcript is spliced from 2 exons. NCBI's taxonomy places the organism in Eukaryota, Fungi, Ascomycota, Dothideomycetes, Mycosphaerellales, Mycosphaerellaceae. The record is from RefSeq and is a predicted model, not a curated record. Bases 1 to 717 code for a protein of 238 amino acids.